AUGGAUCGAGUCCACGAUGAUGAUGACGAUGAUGACAAUGAUGAGGAUGAUGACGAGAAUUAUGUUGAUGAUAAGAAUGAUGAUGAUGAUGAUGAGGAUGGUGAUGAUGAUGAUGAUGAUGAUGAUGAUGAUGAUGAUGAUGAUGAUGAUGAUGAUGAUUAUGAUGAUGAUGAUGAUGAUGAUGAUGAUGAUGAUGAUGAUGAUGAUGAUGAUGACGAUUAUGAUGAUGAUGAUGAUGAUGAUGAUGAUGAUGAUGAUGAUGAUGAUGAUGAUGAUGAUGAUGAUGAUGAUGAUGAUGAUGAUGAUGAUGAUGAUGAUGAUGAUGAUGAUUUCGAAUGA
This is a messenger RNA of Echinostoma caproni, 339 nucleotides long. NCBI's taxonomy places the organism in Eukaryota, Metazoa, Platyhelminthes, Trematoda, Plagiorchiida, Echinostomatidae. The record is from the annotation of a GenBank genome assembly.